Molecule: messenger RNA, 3654 nt
Organism: Linum tenue
Lineage: Eukaryota; Viridiplantae; Streptophyta; Magnoliopsida; Malpighiales; Linaceae
Source: the annotation of a GenBank genome assembly
ACCAACUAAUAAUUAAAUCUAUCGCUACAGUAUAUUCCCAAUUAUACUAAACCUAAUCUAAACUAUAAGAGAAGCAGAGGCAGGGCAGUGUGAACGGAAGAGAGGAGGAGAAGAAGAAGAAGAAUACAAAACAAGAUCACGAGACAGUACAUGCCAAAGGAAAACAACGCCUCCGUCACUCACCCAACCUACCUCUGUAGCUGCUCGGCUGCUCUCUCUCUCUCUCUCUCUUCACUCUGUCGUCUCUGAAUCCGUCUUCCCUCGCUUCUGCUAAACUUUUCCUAUAAAAUUCAGAGCCUGUGGCUUAAUUUUCUUGUUCCUCGGGAAAAUCAAGCUAUCUGCAAAAACUCCCUCCCUAGCUCCCUGCCCAGAUCAGAUCUCCUGAUCUACUCCCCAAAAAACCCAGCAGAGAUCGAUCGAGAUAUGGCAGCUUCUUCGGGAAUAUUACUAAGAAACCACCAUCGCUACUCUUCCAUCAAUCUAGUAUCUUGGCCCUUUUUGCUCAUGCUUCUACUCUUCUCCGUCGUCUUUUCCUGUUUUAGCAUCACCGCCGUCGACGGCCUCAACGUCGGCGUCCAGGCCAUCGACCGCCCCGGCGUCGUUCUGAGUAAGGACUGCAGCAGAAAGUGCGAGUCGGAGUUCUGCUCCGUGCCGCCGUUUUUGAAGUACGGCAAGUACUGCGGGCUGCUGUACAGCGGUUGCCCGGGGGAGCGGCCCUGCGACGGCCUCGACUCCUGUUGCAUGAACCACGACCUCUGCGUCCAGUCCAAGAACAAUGACUAUCUGAGUGAGGAAUGCAGCGAGAACUUGAUCAACUGCAUGAAGAACUUCAUCAAAUCAGGAGCACAUAGCUUCAAAGGCAGCACCUGCCAGGCCACCGACGUCAUCGACGUCAUCUCUGUAGUCAUGGAUGCUGCCUUGCUUGCUGGUAGAUACUUGCACAGGCCCUGAUUAUAAGAAACAAACAACUGUUAUAAUGAGCUUUGCUUUCCCCCUGUACUUCCCUUUUUGCUUAGUUUCUUCCUCUACAACCAUUGUAUAGAUCUGUUAUAGUUACUGCUGCAACUCUUUUUCCACUCAUUCAGUUUCUUCCUAUCAUGGUGUUCGAAAAACUCCUACAAUGAUUCUCAGCUCGGACGCUAAGGUAAACUCCGACCACCAUGAUCACCAACUCAAUCAUGGUGGCAGGUGAGGUAAGGCAAAUAGUAUGGCUUGUAACCCACCAGAAGUAGCAUUCUACUAUUCUCCACAACAGAGACAAUGAAAGAGUUUGGACAAGGAACCGGAAAAUGCCCUACUGAAGAAAGGAAAAAAUACCCUUAUAUCAAGUUCAUGGCCUGAAUUCGCCAUUCCACUUGAACCUCGAUGAAAUAAAUCAAUGGUAUCAACACAGUUCAUCAUAUCUUAAAAGCUCAGACAAGAUCAAACUAUUCAGACAACAAAAAUGAAACCUGAGCAGACUUUGUCAACUAUGAUCGGGGAGCGAGAGAGAGGGGUUUAACUUCUUCGUUUCUUCAGGUGUCUGACGGUAGGAGGGACACCUCUUCUUGCCUUCACACCAAUCUUCAGGGACUUGGCUCUCUUUCUGGCAUUGUUAGCUGCAGAGGGCAUUUCCCUGAUAGGACCAGGAGGUAUACCUUUCUUGAGGGCACUCCCUCUAGGGGUGGACGAGGGCGGUAUUCUCAAGCUCUCUGGAGGCAGAGGGUUGUGUGGCUUCCACACCAAGUUGUUCUUCAUGGCAAACCUUACCUUCUUCACGCUUUUGUCUUCGCUCUUGGCAGCAGCAUCCCCUUGAUCUUUAUCAUCUGCAUUUCCAGACUGCUUCACAUCUUUAGUCUUAGUUCUCUUCUUCCUCUUCUUGGUUAGUAGGCCAUUUCCUUUCACUUCCACGAGCUCGAGCGAGCUUCCAACACCAUCGUCUAUACUGACUUCAGCUGCGACUCCCUCAAACUGCUUUUGGAGGUUUGCUAUGACAGCAUCGUCAAAAGUAAUCGCAUUGCUCUCCAGACCAUUGCACUUUUCGUCACUGGAAACAUUAUCACCAUUUGCUACUUUCUCACCGCCAUCUUCCUGCUUCUCCCUCUUGUUCUUCUUGUUCUUCCUCUUCUUCUUAUCAUCUUUCCCGUCAUUGUCAUACGAAUCCUUACUCCUCUUUUUGCUCUUCUUCGAUUCUUUCUUGCCAAUGCCUCCAUUUUGACCUUCCACUUCUUUCAUCUGAGUGUCAAUGGGCACCAAAGUCGGCACUUCAUCGUCAUCAUUAUCUGUACCAUCAACAUUAACUUGAGGAAGAGAAAUUUCGAUCCAGGAAAGAGCCAAUGCCUUCUCUAACUUCAAAAACUCCUCGUGCAAACCAAAGAGCACUUUCCUGUUGCCUUGAGGACAUUCAGCAGAAGAACCCAACUCAUAAAACUUAGCAGAGAACCCCAUAGCUAAGGCAAUCGUACCAAGCAAGACCACAUCUUUGUUCUCACAAUCACCAUCCGGAUGAGAUUUCUUAAACUCCAGCAAUCCCCACCCCAUAUUCAAUAACUCGUCAAACACAUUGCCCUUGAUUUUCCCCAACAGCACCUUAUCAAUCACCUUCCCCAUCACCGAACCGAAAGGCGUCAAGAGCGCUUCAACCACCGGCUUGCUCAGAGGCAGAAAGGGCUUGAGCUCGUCGAGGAAACAAGACGCGACAUGAUAGUUCACACCAUUUCCCCCUGGGAACUUAUCGUCAGCCAAGAAUGUCCUCUCCAAAACAAUACCCAUGAAACGAUUCGACAUCUCCAAAUCCCACGAAUUCCUCUUCAGGAGGAGGAAAACAGAGCGGAGAACCCUACGCAUCAAGAGGUAGAACUUGUCUAACCUGAGGAAAUCGAUGCCGGACCACUCGCGGCGCAUGGUGAGGAGGAAGACGGAGAAGUAGUGGGCGGAAAAGGGCAAAUCGAGGGCCGGAAUCAAAGAAGCAAGGCGGUCGAUGAGGUGGGCCUGGGCGGGGAGCUUGUCGGCGUGCCAGAGACAGUAGAAGAGUCCCUUCCAGAGCUUCUUCAUGUCUUCGUCGGGGAGACUGGACUGGGAAGGAAGCCACGCCGAGAGGAGGGCGCGCAAAGAUCUGCUGCGGGUCCUGUUGUCGGAGGCGGCCAGCUGCUUUAUGAGCGCCGGCCCUGCUCGAAGUUGGGUUUCCGUCAUUUUUUACGCAGCUGGGGUUCGAGUUCGCCGGAGAUUGAGAGGGGGGAAAGCUGGGAUUUCUAGGGGAGGAAGACGGCUACGGAAGAGAAUGCUCAGAAAUAAAAGUCCACUAGUUUGUAGCGGCGGGGAGGGCUGUGCAAUAUCAGCAGCAGCAAAGGUUAACAGGUUUGCUGGUUCAGGGUUUUAUGGUCCGUGACGGCGUGACCAAGAGACAGAGAGAAACCCUACGGGAGAGUUUCGGCCGGAUCUGACGAACAAUCUGAAGACGGGGAAAUUAUAAAAUGGAAGGCGAAAAAAGGAACAAGGAGCCGUAAGCCGUUGCCCGUUGGCUACCAACAUGCUUUGAUGCUUAACCUCCUACGCUCCUACGGUCCUACCAAACGCUGGAUGUAAAAGUGUACAUCCAACGGCAAAGGUCAUUUCGGCCAUCUUAUUCUUCUUUCUCUUGUCCAGUAAUGUCAUUUUAUUGGUCUGCGGGGACAU